AUGGAAGGGAAAAAUUAUUCAAGAGUCUCUGAAUUCAUCCUUCUGGGACUUUCAAACCAGCCAGAGCAGGAGCAGAUCAUGUUCCUUGUGUUCCUGAUUAUGUAUCUGAUCACAGGGCUGGGGAAUUUGCUCAUCAUUCUGGCCAUCAAGACAGACUCACGUCUGCACACCCCCAUGUACUUCUUCCUUACCAACUUGUCCCUGGUCGACAUCUGCUCCACCUCCACCACCAUCCCCAAGAUGCUGGUUAAUUAUAUAUCUGGGAACAAAGCAAUUCUUUACAUCAGCUGCCUGGCACAAGUCUUCUUCUUCAGUUGGUUUACAGGAAUAGAUAGCAUCCUCCUUGCCUCCAUGGCCUAUGACCGCUACAUGGCUAUCUGUGCCCCAUUACACUAUGCCAUGGUCAUGACGCCAAGGGUCUGUGUCCUUCUGGUAGCAGUGUGCUGGCUUUGGCCAUGUGCUGGUGCCUUGACACAUACUGUUCUGAUGAGCCAACUCUCAUUCUGCGGCCACACUGAAAUCCCUCAUUUCUUCUGUGAUGGCAGUCCCCUGCUAAAGUUGGCCUGUUCAGACACCUUCAUCAAUGACCUGAUGGUCAACAUAGUGGGGUCACUAACGGUUAAUAUCCCUUUCAUUGGCAUUCUUAUCUCCUAUGUGCAAAUUUUUGUGACUGUGCUGAAGAUUCCAUCUACUGUGGGGAAGUGGAAAGCUUUCUCCACCUGUGGUUCACACCUCACUGUGGUCUCUCUGUUCUAUGGGACACUUAUUGGAGUGUACUUCAGCCCCACAUCCACCCACACAGCACAACAGGACACAGCAGCUGCUGUGAUGUACACUGUGGUCACUCCUAUGCUGAACCCUUUCAUCUACAGCCUAAGGAACAAGGACAUAAAAGGAGCCCUAAGGAUGCUCCUCUUUGUGACUAUGAGACAUCCCCAAUAA
This is a messenger RNA of Trichosurus vulpecula (common brushtail), 942 nucleotides long. Its product is annotated as olfactory receptor 1361-like. Gene Ontology annotation, cellular component: membrane. The record is from RefSeq and is a predicted model, not a curated record. The transcript has a single exon. Bases 1 to 942 code for a protein of 313 amino acids. Gene Ontology annotation, molecular function: olfactory receptor activity; G protein-coupled receptor activity. Lineage: Eukaryota; Metazoa; Chordata; Mammalia; Diprotodontia; Phalangeridae. Gene Ontology annotation, biological process: G protein-coupled receptor signaling pathway.